Molecule: messenger RNA, 1047 nt
Organism: Folsomia candida
Lineage: Eukaryota; Metazoa; Arthropoda; Collembola; Entomobryomorpha; Isotomidae
Exons: 4
Coding region: 362-901 (179 amino acids)
Source: RefSeq, a predicted model, not a curated record
AGCCCGUGCAGUGCAUAUUUACAUAGUUGAGUUUGAAGAGGUGGGUCUAGAGCUAAAAACUAAAAUAGAAAGUCCUUAACUACAAUAUACACCUAACGUUAGAGGAGCUCUGCUAAUGACAUUUUUCAAUUGACGACUAAAGCAAACUUUGUCCGUCCGUAAUUAGUUAGGAAUCGAUCGAUUUGUGCUAAAAACGUGGCUUGUUUUGGAUUUAACAUGUGAAUUUUCCAGCAAGAGAGAGAGAGUUUUAAUUUGAAAUAGUGAAGUGCUAAUUGGUAAAUUAAAUGGGAAGAGAGAGGAUUUCGUAAUUAAGUAAUCGCCCGUCACUUCAUCAUCGUGAUUUCGUCGAGUAAUUGUAAUCAUGGCAUUUUGCCGGUGCAGAUCCGUAGCUUGUUGCUGUCUUGAUUCGAGGACGGGGUCGGUUUUGACGGGAAUGCUGAAUUUGGUGUUCGGGACGGUGGGGCUGGUGUCCUUAUACUUCAUUCUGACGGGAUUAACGCAGGAAAUGAAUCAACUUCAGAGAACGGAAAGACUCUCCUCAAAAAUUGAGCAAAAGCUCGACGAUUUGGCGGAACGCUACUGGGCCAUCCUGCUUUCCUACGCGUUCUCUUCUGUAGUCACUUUCCUCGUUGGAAUUACCGUCAUACUGUCAACGGUGAAGAACAACGAGUACCUCCUCCUGAUCUCAGUCGUGAUGAGUGGCAUUUUAAUAAUUGCCGUAUUUUCCAUCAGCGUCAUUCUUUUCGUGCUCUCCUUCCCGUCGUCAUUUAUCGCCCCACACUGGAUUUGGGGCCUCGUCCAGACCUACUUCAGCAUGGUGCUCCUCACAUAUCGAAACGACAUUGUGCACUAUAAACCGGAAAUUCAUGAAGAUAACGACUUUGACGAUGGUGACGAAUAACCAUUAAAUCCUUAUCUGUAACCUAAUUGAUAACUAUAUAACUACUUGACAAAAUUGUGAUAUUAUUAUUAUUAUUAUAUGUCAGUGCAGCGGACGAUGAGUGAAAGAAAUGUUAAUAAAUGAAUUAUUCGUUAUGUUAAAACAGG